This is a messenger RNA of Metschnikowia bicuspidata var. bicuspidata NRRL YB-4993, 1020 nucleotides long. RefSeq names its product H(+)-transporting V1 sector ATPase subunit C (gene VMA5). Gene Ontology annotation, cellular component: vacuolar proton-transporting V-type ATPase, V1 domain. The transcript has a single exon. The record is from RefSeq and is a predicted model, not a curated record. The annotation marks the transcript as partial. Gene Ontology annotation, biological process: proton transmembrane transport. NCBI's taxonomy places the organism in Eukaryota, Fungi, Ascomycota, Pichiomycetes, Serinales, Metschnikowiaceae. Gene Ontology annotation, molecular function: proton-transporting ATPase activity, rotational mechanism.
CUCAGUACUUGAAAUCGCCAACCAGACAUGGAGUCUCUUUCUCAGUACCUUGUGGUGUCAUUUCCACAGUCUGCCAAUGCUUUUCCGUUUUUAGAGCGCCAAUUACAGCUGGGAAAGCAACCCUUAAGUGAGUUCAACUUGCCCGAUUUUCAUAUCCGGACGUUGGAUUCAUUGGUGCAGAUCUCGGAGGAGCUUGCCAAAUUAGACUCAUCAAUUGCAUCGUCCGUUUCAAAAGUAGCGGAUAUUAUUGAUAAUGUUGAACAGAAGAAGCUGUCACUGGACUCAAGGGUUGUAAAUGGAAAAUCCGUGUCCUCGUUUGUUGAGAACUUCUCUUGGAAUACAUCGAAAUAUAGGUUGGACAAGUCCAUCAAAGAUCUCGUUGAUAUUAUCAGCAGCGAUGCCCUUUCAUUGGACAACGAUGUUCGUCAAACAUUUCAGCAAUAUCAGACGGCAAAGUCUAAUUUUUUGGCCGCUGACAGAAAAAAGAACGGCGACUUAUCUAUCAAAUCUUUGCACGAAAUUGUUCGGCCCGAGCAAUUUGUUUUAGACUCUGAUCACUUAACUACUGUUUUGAUUGCUGUUCCGAAGAAUCUCGUUGGGGAUUUUCAAAAGUCGUAUGAGUCCCUCACUCAAUUUGUCAUCCCCAGAAGCGCCCAGGUCAUUGCCAAAGAUGACGAAUACGAGUUGUACACGGUCGCUUUGUUCAAAAAGUACGAGCAGGACUUUAUCAGCGCAAGCAGGGAACACAAAUGGCAUCCAAGAACAGAUUUUGUAUAUUCAGAGGAAAAUAUGAAUCAGAUGAGAAAGGAAUUCGAUGUUACGAAAGCCACAGAGAUGAAGACGAAAAAUGAUUUGAUUCGCUUAGCCAAAACAGCGUACUCUGAUAUUUUCUCAGGCUGGUUUCAUAUAAAGGCCAUUCGUGUGUAUGUGGAGUCCGUUUUGAGGUACGGCUUGCCACCGCAAUUCGAUUCUUUUGUGAUUAGAUUUGACAAUUCUGGCACAAUCAAUAAGGCAAAAAAA